This is a messenger RNA of Nannospalax galili (Upper Galilee mountains blind mole rat), 2333 nucleotides long. RefSeq names its product coagulation factor XI (gene F11). The coding region runs from base 328 to 2205 and encodes 625 amino acids. NCBI's taxonomy places the organism in Eukaryota, Metazoa, Chordata, Mammalia, Rodentia, Spalacidae. Gene Ontology annotation, molecular function: protein binding; serine-type endopeptidase activity. Gene Ontology annotation, biological process: proteolysis. Gene Ontology annotation, cellular component: extracellular region. The record is from RefSeq and is a predicted model, not a curated record. The transcript has 15 exons.
AGCACACAGGCAAGCUCAACACUUAGCAGCCACAGUGCGUGUCACUCAUUUGAAUACGUGGUGAAAAGAAAAUGCACACAUUUUAUGCAUUAAGAAAGUUAGCCAUUGUCCUAAGGUAAUUUUGGUAUGCAGAGGCUUUAAGGAAUUUCUCGGACAUGCUGUGCAGAAACAAGAGGCAGACACAUAGCAAUGGAAGGCAGUGAAAGCAACCACUGAAGUGAACAUCGCCUGAACAAGCUCAUUUAGAAAAGAAUGAAGAUCAUUUUGGAAGAAAGGAAACACUCCAUCUGAGACAGGCAGCAGACAGGCAGAGGAGGAACCUUCAGGAUGAUCUCAUUACGUCUGAUGGUACAUUUCCUCUUUUUUGCCUCAGUUUCUGGAGAAUGUGUGACCAAGCUUUUCAAAGACACCUGCUUUCAAGGAGGAGAUAUUAGCACUGUUUUCACACCGAGUGCCACGUACUGCCAAGUGGUCUGCACCCACCACCCCAGGUGCCUGCUCUUCACUUUCAUGGAUGAGUCAUCAUCUGGCGACCCUACCAAAUGGUUUGCUUGCACCCUGAAAGACAGUGUCACAGAAACACUGCCAAUGGUAAAUAUGACAGGAGCAGUUUCUGGAUAUUCCUUCAAGCAAUGCCCUCAACAACUAAGUGCUUGCAGCAGAGAUGUGUACGUGGACCUAGACAUGAAGGGCAUGAACUAUAAUAGCUCUGUUGUGAAGAACGUUCAGGAAUGUCAAGAGCAAUGCACAAAUGAUGCCCACUGCCACUUUUUCACGUACGCGACAAAGCAUUUCCCUAGCCUGGAGCAUCGUGAAAUUUGUCUGUUGAAGUACACCCAGACAGGGACACCAACCAGAAUAACGAAGCUCAGUAAUGUGGUAUCUGGAUUUUCUUUGAAAUCCUGUGCGCUUUCUAACUUGGCUUGCAUUAGAGACAUUUUCCCCAGCACGGUGUUUGCAGACAGUAACACUGACAGCAUUUUGGCCCCGGAUGCUUUUGUUUGUCGCCGAAUUUGUACCCAUCAUCCCAAUUGCUUGUUUUUUACCUUCUUUUCCCACGAAUGGUCAACAGAAUCUCAAAGAAAUCUUUGUCUCCUUAAAACAUCUGAAAGUGGAUUACCAACUACACGCAUUAAAAAGAGCAAUGCCUUCUCUGGCUUCAGCCUCCAACACUGCAGGCACAGCGUCCCAGUGUUCUGUCAUUCUUCAUUUUACCGUGACACUGAUUUCUUGGGAGAAGAAUUGGACAUUAUUGAUGUGAAAGAUCAUGAAGCCUGCCAGAAAAUGUGCACCAAUACCAUUCGCUGCCAGUUUUUUACCUAUUCCCCAUCUCAGGAUUCUUGCAAUGAAAGAAAGGGCAAAUGUUACUUAAAACUUUCUUCAAAUGGAUCUCCCACUAGAAUACUUCAUGGGAGAGGAGGCAUCUCUGGAUACACGCUGAGGCUGUGCAAAAUGGAUAAUGAGUGCACAACUAAAAUCAAGUCCAGAAUUGUUGGAGGAACUGCAUCUGUUCAUGGUGAGUGGCCAUGGCAGGUAUCUCUGCACACCACCUCACCCACCCAGAGACACCUGUGUGGAGGCUCCAUCAUUGGAAACCAGUGGAUACUAACUGCUGCUCACUGUUUGCAUGGAGUAGAGUCACCUAAAAUUCUGCAUGUCUAUAGUGGUGUCAUAAAUCAAUCAGAAAUAAAUGAAGAUACUACUUUCUUCGGGGUUCAAGAAAUAAUAAUUCAUGAGGAAUAUAAAAUGGCAGAGAGUGGGUAUGACAUUGCUCUGUUGAAACUGGAAUCAACUAUGAAUUACACAGAUUCUCAACGACCAAUAUGCCUGCCUUCCAAAGGAGAUAGAAAUGUACUCUACACUGAAUGCUGGGUGACUGGAUGGGGGUACAGAAAAGUAAGAGACAAAAUACAAAAUACUCUCCAGAAAGCCAGGAUCCCCUUGGUUUCAAAUGAAGAAUGUCAGACAAGAUACAGAGGACAUAAAAUCACCAGCAAGAUGAUCUGUGCAGGAUAUAAAGAAGGAGGGAAGGAUGCAUGUAAGGGAGAUUCUGGGGGCCCCCUAUCCUGCAAACACAAUGAGGUCUGGCAUUUGGUGGGCAUCACAAGCUGGGGUGAAGGCUGUGGUCAGAAGGAGCGGCCAGGCAUCUAUACCAAUGUGGUCAAGUAUGUGGACUGGAUUUUGGAGAAAACACAAGCCGUGUGAAAGAGCCAGAUUGCUGCCUGGAAGAGGGCUUGAUGUCACCAGAAAAGAUACUGAGACAUCCUGUUUCCUCCACAGUAACAAACUGGAAGGGCUUGAUAUCCAUAGGAAAAUACAAAAAGAAAACAUUC